Messenger RNA from Astyanax mexicanus (Mexican tetra), 2530 nucleotides. It is a transcript of the gene casq1b, whose product is annotated as calsequestrin 1b. Gene Ontology annotation, molecular function: calcium ion binding. Gene Ontology annotation, cellular component: sarcoplasmic reticulum lumen. Gene Ontology annotation, biological process: regulation of skeletal muscle contraction by regulation of release of sequestered calcium ion. The transcript has 12 exons. The record is from RefSeq and is a predicted model, not a curated record. NCBI's taxonomy places the organism in Eukaryota, Metazoa, Chordata, Actinopteri, Characiformes, Acestrorhamphidae. The coding region runs from base 210 to 1823 and encodes 537 amino acids.
GCAAGUGCUGGACCCUACAUGCCCGUUUUAAAAGGAGGCGUGAUCUGCUGGUCCUGCUCUUCUCUGGGGGGCAGGCGGACGGACUGGACCUUGUUCCUAACUGUUAACGUAACCCAACAGGCCGUUAGGAACAAAGUAAAAGCUGAAGAAAUCCAAGAAACAACCCAAGAAAAUAGGACAUACUUUAGAUCUUUCAACCAGCGGGGAAGAUGAAGUGGGGCUGGGGGCUUGCAGGGCUUCUUCUGGCCUGUGGAAUUUUAUCCUGGGGGGAUCGGGGCCUGGAGGUCCCAGAGUACGACGGCAAGGACCGGGUCCACGUGAUGACCAACAAGAACUACAAGACCAUCAUGAAAAAGUAUGACGUCAUGGUGAUCUACUUCCACAAGGCCGUCGGGCAGAACCUCAUGGCCAGGCAGCAGUUUGAAGUGGAAGAGCUUGCCUUGGAGUUGCUAACCAGUCCUGCCGCCCUGACCUACCAGCUCGCCGCCCAGGUGCUGGACGAUCUGGACGAUGAAGAUAUCGGGUUCGGUCUGGUGGACGAGAAGAGAGACGCUGCCGUUGCCAAGAAACUGGGGCUGGAGGAGGUGGACAGUAUCUAUAUCUUUGCUGAUGAUGAGAUCAUCGAGUAUGAUGGACAGAUGGCGGCAGAUACGCUGGUGGAGUUCCUCUAUGAUGUAAUUGAAGAUCCAGUGGAGAUCAUUGAUAACGAGCGCGAGCUGAAAGGCUUCUAUAACCUCCACGAGGACACCAAGCUGGUGGGGUUCUUUAAGAGCGAGAAGUCCCGGCAUUUUAUUGAGUUUGAUGACGCCGCUGAGGAGUUCCAUCCCUUCGUCAAGUUCUUCGCCACCUUCGAGCCUAAAAUUGCCAGGAAGCUGAAGCUGAAUCUGAACGAGGUGGAUUUCUACGAGCCUUUUAUGGAAGAUCCCGUCACCAUCCCGGGAAUGCCGUAUACCGAGGCCGAGAUCGUCGAGUACAUCGAGGAGCACGAGAGACCAACUCUGAGAAAACUGGAACCUCACAGCAUGUACGAAACCUGGGAGGACGACAUUAAUGGUCAACACAUUGUAGCUUUCGCUGAGGAGACUGACCCCGAUGGUUUUGAGUUUCUGGAGAUCCUGAAGGAGGUGGCUCGUGAGAACACUGAAAACCCAGACCUGAGCAUCAUCUGGAUCGACCCGGACGACUUCCCUCUGCUGGUGCCGUACUGGGAGAAGACCUUCGGUAUUGACCUGUCCUCUCCUCAGAUCGGCGUGGUGGAUGUGAAGGAUGCUGACAGUGUUUGGAUGGAAAUGGACGAUGAGGAGGACAUGCCCACUGCUUAUGAGCUGGACAGCUGGAUCGAGGACGUCCUGGCGGGAAAAGUUGACCCAGAUGAAGACGAUAGUGAUGAUGAUGAUGAAGAAGAGGAGGAGGAUGACGACGACGACGACGAUGACGACGCUGACGAUGAUGAUGAUGACGACGAUGAUGAUGACGACAACGAUGAUGGCGAUGAUGAUGAUGAUGACAACGACGAUGAUGACGACGAUGAUGAUGACGACGCUGACGAUGAUGAUGAUGACGAUGACGACAACGAUGAUGAUGACGAUGAUGAUGAAGACGAUGAUGAUGACGACGACGACGGUGAUGACGACGACGACGGUGAUGACGACAACGAUGAUGAUGAUGAUGAAGACGAUGAUGAUGACGACGGUGAUGAUGACGACGACGACGACGACGGUGAUGACGACGACGACGGUGAUGACGAUGAUGAUGAUGAUGGCGAUGACGACGAUGAUGAUAAUGACGACGAUGAUGAUAAUGACGAUGAUGACGACGAAUAAACUCUUUAAAAUCAUUUCAGGGAUCACUUUUGAUUGGCCGGCACCGGCCCAAACUCAUCAAACCCCUCAACAUCAUGCCAAGUUUAAACUUCAUCCUCAGAUCUGGUAUCUAAUCAUCUCCAGUCAUCACCUCCAGUCUGCAGAAGCUUUGUGCCGUUCUGUCAGCACCGCCAGCACCACCAGCACCACCACCACCCAUCAGCACCACCAGCAGCACCACCCUGAAGCUUGAGGAGAACUUCAGGAGCAAAACUGACUGGUCUUUUUACAGAACCCUCAGAAUCUGCAACAACCGCCAUCAAUCAUCACCGUUCUAUGGUCCAAGCUCUUACUCUGGAACAUUCGCCUGCUGACGGCUCCGGGAGUCCAGGCUGGAGGGGGGCUGUGUUUAGCUGUGUUUAAGGGCUACGUGUUGAUUUUCUGUAUGUGUGUAUGUAUGUAUGUAUGUAUGUGCGCGUGCGUGAGUUCUUGUGAGAGGAAAAGGGGUUUAUAUUUAUUUGUCUUGUGAGUUCCUGUACUGUUCUUACUGUACUCAUUCUACGUCUGAUUCUCUACAGAUAAAUCUGUUCCUCUGGUCACGGUCACAUUGUGUAAAGGAGGAAUCUACAUUAACUAGAAUGUCUUAAUUCAAAAAUAUUUGGGAAAUCAGUGGACAAACAACAUUAAUUCAAAGGGAAAAGCAGAUUUUAACUAAUUUUGUUAACUGA